AUGCAUCUCCGGCUACCGCUCAGCCUACACUAUCCGAUCACUGUAACUUCGCUCCUCAAGCAGGAGGGAGAUACGGUGGAGCGGGAUGAGGCUCUUUUCUGGUAUAUCUAUCAGACUACUGUGGAAGAGGGCGACGGGCUGGGAAAUCAGGUGUUUGUGAAGCGGAAGUUUCCGACGCGCUUUGAAUCCACUGUGGAUGGGACGAUUGUGAAGUGGAAUAUCGCCAAAGGGGAUAUUAUCGAUGAACCUGUGGAUGUUGUCGAAGUCGAGGAGCCAUGUGCGCAUGAGGUCCAGUUCGGUGGGAUGUGCGCGGAGUGUGGAAAGGACAUGACCGAAGCGACCUACAACACCGAGAUCUCGGAAACCUCUCGCGCCCCGAUCUAUAUGACUCAUGACAACACCACGCUGACUGUCAGUGAGAAGGAGGCCACUCGUGUCGAGGAGGAUGCCAAGCGUCGCCUCCUGGCCUCCCGGCGUCUGUCCCUGGUGGUGGAUCUUGAUCAAACGAUUAUCCAUGCCACCGUUGACCCGACAGUGGGCGAAUGGAAGGAGGACAAGGAUAACCCGAAUUAUGAAGCAUUGAAGGGCGUUCGGUCGUUUCAAUUGGUCGACGAUACGCCAGGGGCUCGUGGAUGCUGGUAUUACAUCAAGCUCCGGCCUGGGCUCGAGGAGUUCUUGGAGAGAGUUGCCGAUCUCUUUGAAUUGCACAUCUACACCAUGGGCACUCGAGCCUAUGCUCAAAAUAUUGCCGACCUCAUUGAUCCGACUCGCAAGCUCUUUGGAGACCGCAUUCUUAGCCGUGAUGAGAGCGGGAGCUUGACGGCCAAGAAUUUGCAGCGGCUCUUCCCUGUGGACACCAAGAUGGUCGUCAUUAUUGAUGACCGCGGUGACGUCUGGCGGUGGAUCCCCAAUCUGAUCAAGGUUGUUCCUUAUGACUUUUUCGUUGGAAUUGGCGAUAUCAAUUCCAGCUUUUUGCCGAAGAAGCAAGAUAUUGCAGCAUCGCGGAAGGCGAUCAAGGGAUCGAGUGAGAAGGAAAAUGAGGCGAAGGAACACCAUGUUAACGGUUCUACCAUGAAGACGAAUGAGCCCGAAACGGGGGUGUCUGCUUUGGAACAGCUAGUCACAAUGGGCGGUGGUGAUGACCCAAGAUUACUGCAGGAGCAGACCAACGCGCAAGAGGAGACAAUCAUGCACCAAGUCGAGGAUCGGCCUCUGUUGCAGAAACAGAAGGAGCUGGACGCGGAUGACGAUGCUUCCGCUGAUGGUAGCGAGUCGUCCUUCAGCGCGGAUGAUUCUCAAGAGACAGCCAAGCCUCGACAUCACCUGCUCGAAGACAACGAUACUGAGCUCUUCAGGCUUCAAGAGCGGCUGGAGGAUCUCCAUAAGCUUUUCUUUGACGAGUACGACAAGAGGAGGACCAACCUGGGUGGCCGUGUGGCGGCCCUCCGCGGCGAAAAAGCCGCUUCCAAAGACAAAGACGUGGACCUGAAGCUUGUACCCGAUAUCAAGGACAUCGUCCCUCUGUACAAGCGCUCAGUCCUCGGUGGUGUUGUCGUGGUCUUCUCGGGCGUCAUUCCGCUAGGCCAGGAUCUCCAGAACGCGGAAGUCUCCCUCUGGGCGAAAUCCUUCGGCGUGACCGUGAUGAGCAAGAUCGAUAAACACGUAACGCACCUUGUUGCUGGCCGUAACCGCACCGCCAAAGUUCGUGACGCCACGCGCUGGCCAAACAUCAAAAUCGUCACGGCACAGUGGCUCUACGACUCUGUCAUCAACUGGAGUCACAUGGACGAGGAGCCCUACUUGCUUCCCGUACAUCCAGACGACCGCUGUGAGCCCAUCUCUCCUGGCUCCCACGAAUUGGCUGAGAGCGCGUGGAUCUCUUCGUCAGACGAAGGGACAGGCUCGGCAUGGACCGACGACGAAGCGAACGAGAUGAUGUUCAAGGACGCAGGACUGAACAAGGCCUCGCCCCUCGGUUACGACGAAGAUGAGCAGGCGGCCGUGCACGACGAGCUGAAGGACUUCCUUGGCAGCGACGACGAUAGCGAGAGCGACAGUGACUACUUUGCGGACGAGUCCGCCCAGCCGAGCAAGAAGCGCAAGCGCGGCGAUGGGAAUGACAGCCCCACAGACGAGGAGGCGACGGAUGACGACGGUGACGAGUCAGAUCCCAAAGGAUCCCGGCUUUCGCAGCGCAUCAAGCGCUCAUAUGAGCGGAGCACCGGGCUGCGCGAGGUUGCUACCGCUGGAGCUUCAGAGACAGACGAAUCUCGAUCUGAGAAGGCUCUCCCCACGGCUCCGAUUGGCGAGGAGGACAGGGAGGGUGAUGCCGGUAAAGGAGAUACCACCGCCGUUGGCGAAGAAGAGGGUCGUUCCGAGGUUUCGGACGAGGAGGACGGGUUUGAGAAGGAGAUGAUGGCAGCGUUUGAAGAUCCGGAAUACACAGAGAAAUCCGAGGACGAGUCCAUGACGGUCGAGGAGAACCAAUAG
Messenger RNA from Penicillium canariense, 2490 nucleotides. RefSeq names its product protein-serine/threonine phosphatase (gene fcpA). Bases 1 to 2490 code for a protein of 829 amino acids. Gene Ontology annotation, molecular function: RNA polymerase II CTD heptapeptide repeat phosphatase activity. Gene Ontology annotation, cellular component: nucleus. The record is from RefSeq and is a predicted model, not a curated record. Lineage: Eukaryota; Fungi; Ascomycota; Eurotiomycetes; Eurotiales; Aspergillaceae. The transcript has 3 exons.